ACGAGUUCUGUAUAUUUAAGUAUGUUUGCAUAAGUGUUCAUAUAAAAUACAGGUUGACAUCUGUGUGAAAAGUUAACAGAGUGUUGAAUUUGUUCAAGAUGUUACUAAUACUAUAUGUGUUAUAUUUUCUAUACAAUGUCAGUGCUGAUUUAAUGGAAGAAAUCAAUUCUCGACUUCCUGAGGAUGGCAGACUGAAUUUCACUGAACUCGCGACGAAAUAUGGAUUGGAAACUGAAGAGUAUGAUGUAAUAACAGAAGAUAAUUACAUACUCAAAUUAUUUCAUAUCCAGGGAGAUAGAACUAAACCUAUACUAUUGUGUCAUGGUGCUGACAACUCUGCAGAUACAUAUAUUAUGAGAGGUAACACAUCGUUAGCUGUUACUUUGGCUAAAGAAGGAUAUGACCUUUGGUUUAUGAAUUCCAGAGAUAAAAAAUAUAGUCAAAGGAAUCUAUAUUUACAUCCCAAAGAUGCCGACUUUUGGAAUUUUACUUUUCAUGAAAUAGGAAUAUACGAUUUGUCUGCUAACAUUGAUUAUGUAUUGAACAAAACUAAUCAAGGUCAGUUGACACUCAUCGGGUUUUCCCAAGGUAAUCAGAUAUGGUUUGUGUUGGGAUCUAUGAGACCUGAGUAUAAUUCUAAGGUGAAAGUUGCUAUUGCAUUAGCCCCAGUGGCUUAUCUGAACCAUGCUCGACUUCCAGAUUUACUUACGUGGACACUAAUAAAUAAUUUCCUUAAGGCGUCUGGAAAUCAUGUACUGUUUGGGGAAAAUUCUAUAUUAACAGCAGCAUCUCGAACUAUUUGUCCCAUCAUGAAAGCUGGUGCAGAGUUUUGUAUAAAUUUCAACAUUUUUCCAAUAUGUGGCGCAGAUCCUCCUGGCCUGGAACCUGAAUUUGUGCCAAUCUUGAUUGGACACACUCCGUCAAAUCUCGUUAGGAAAGUUCUUGAUCAUAUGGUGCAAGUUAAGACUAGUAAGAGAUUUCAGUUAUAUGACUACGGAACUGUGACUAAUAUCGUCAAAUAUGGUUCAGCGCAACCCCCAGAAUAUCCAGUAAAGAAAAUAUCUGCCAAAGUAGAGCUCCUCGUAGGGCGCAAUGAUAAACAAGCAGUCGUUGAUGAUAUUCAAAUACUGAAACAACAGCUGCCUAACUCUUCAUAUCAUGAAAUCGACGUGGAUCUAUGGAAUCAUAUUGAUUUUGUUUGGGGGAAAUACAUGAAAGAAUUUUUGUAUCCGCUAGUGUUAGACUUAUUAAAAAAGUACAAUUAA
Molecule: messenger RNA, 1265 nt
Organism: Diatraea saccharalis (sugarcane borer)
Lineage: Eukaryota; Metazoa; Arthropoda; Insecta; Lepidoptera; Crambidae
Source: the annotation of a GenBank genome assembly